UGUGACUGGUUGUGCAUAGCAUUCGCGCAAGCUUGCCAGAUAUUUUUUCUUUUUCGUCUUUAGGCAGUCACGUUUCAAAACUAAUAUUCGUCAUGGCGGAUCCAAGAAUAAGACAAAUUAAAAUUAAGACAGGAGUCGUAAAGCGGCUGGCAAAAGAAGAAGUUUUGUACAUAAAGGAGGCCAAGCAGCAGGAAGAGAAGAUCGAACGACUGAAGGCAGAAGCAGGAGACGAAUAUUUAAUUAAGAAACAAAUGGAGGUGCUGCAGGAGUCACGGAUGAUGAUCCCAGACUGUCACCGUCGCUUGGCAAUGGCCCAUGCUGAUCUCCAGCAGUUACUGGAAACAGAAGAAGAGUUGGUGGAGACGGAGGAAUAUAAGGAAGCCCGGACAGUUCUUGAUUCAGUGAAACUAGAGGGAUGAGGAAGUUCAGCAGACACAAAUGUCCAUUCCAUACACCAGGACGCAGCUGGCAACUUUUGAUCUACAUCCCUAUGUGGAAUGUUUGUUUUGUUUGUAAUAUAAUUUUUUCCCUCUUUUUUUGUAAUUAUUUUUACCUUACAGAUUGAUCUGCCGCCUGGUAUUUAGUGAGUGUCCAAACUUGCCCAAAAACAAUAAAACAUGAUUUCU
Chanos chanos (milkfish) is the source of this 626-nucleotide messenger RNA. RefSeq names its product tubulin cofactor a (gene tbca). The record is from RefSeq and is a predicted model, not a curated record. Gene Ontology annotation, cellular component: cytosol; microtubule cytoskeleton. The transcript has 4 exons. NCBI's taxonomy places the organism in Eukaryota, Metazoa, Chordata, Actinopteri, Gonorynchiformes, Chanidae. Bases 93 to 419 code for a protein of 108 amino acids. Gene Ontology annotation, biological process: post-chaperonin tubulin folding pathway; tubulin complex assembly. Gene Ontology annotation, molecular function: beta-tubulin binding.